Molecule: messenger RNA, 1142 nt
Organism: Argiope bruennichi
Lineage: Eukaryota; Metazoa; Arthropoda; Arachnida; Araneae; Araneidae
Exons: 6
Coding region: 72-941 (289 amino acids)
Source: RefSeq, a predicted model, not a curated record
CGUAGUCUCGUAUUGUCUCAUUUUCGGAGUGAAAAGUAGUGGAUUUGUGUUGUUUUCCAUGUUUCGUUACAAUGGGAUGCACGACAGGCAAAAUAUAUGUCGGAUAUUUAUCUUUAAUAACGUGUUUCGGAUUGUUUCCUCUUUGCAUGGCAAUCGCACACGUUGUUCCACAAUUCAUCGCUCUUGCACCAGGUCCCGUGAUAGUGGGUUCACCACAACCCCCAACUGAGGAUUGCAGCAAGAUAUCUGCAGAUGACUGCCUGGAUGACCUGCAGACCUUCAUGAGACUCACAGCUCUUCCCUUCACUGAUGACGCGAAUGUACUGAACGGACUUUGCAAACAAGCCCUGCACGGCUACAACUGCUCGUCGCACCUGUACCGGGGCAACUGCCUGCCGGCCCGUCAGUUGGAAAUGAUGCCCAUCUUUAUCUCCGAAGCCGAAAUCAUGUUCUUCACGAUUUGCGGAGACGGCCGCGACACGCCAGGAUAUAUGAGUGACGCUUUUCUUAGUAUAUCAACUUGCAUAAUGGAAAACAAGGCGAAGAUGGAUUGUUGUGCUGAGGAGUCUGGAGUGUCCUUGAUGCCAGUUUUGCAUAUUUUGGAAAAAUCGAGCAAAAGUUUGACGGAAAGAGAGAUAAUUACUUGUUGUCCUUUAUCACGCUAUCUGCAAUGCACAUCAAAUGUGAUAUCGGCGAGUUGCGGAGAAUUUGCCGCCAACGUCACAUAUGCUUAUAUUUGGCGAGCAGCUGGCGACCAGGUACAAGCUGUUUGCGAAAAAAUGCCCAACUACCCGGACCCAGACGCUACAACAUGCUCUAGUCCUGUGCCCCAGUGUUCUGGGAGCCAGGAGAUGAAACCGUCUAAUAAUUUAUUUAUUAUUAUAGCGCUGUUCUUAUUUUUGAAGAUGGUUUUCAACACUGAAGGUCUUAGAACAAGUUAAACUGUGAAAUUUUAUUCCACAAUGACAUUGUUAAUCUUUGGAAUUAAAUGUUAUUAUAUUGCAGUACGUCUCAUUUAAUCUGCAAAAAAUAAAUUAUUUCAAAUAUUUGUUAUAUUGAAAAUAAUGGCUUUUAAUUUUAAAAGAAAGUUUUGGAUAUUAUGCAAUGCAUUUUUAAAAUCUACCUGGAUUCGUUCUCAGCUG